UUGAAACCCCGCCCCACCCCCCCCCCCUACCCCCCUCUCUCCAUUACAAACAACAACUUAAAAAAUAUCAUCUCAGAGUCUUUGGUUUUGGUUUGCAAAUCAUGAAGAGGCUCAGUCCUUCACCUUCCUUGGAUGCUUUCAUGUCCAUCUCUCAGCCUAAAGAGGAGAAGAGAUCAAAGAAGCACCAAAUUUACAGCAAGGAAUUCCAGGCUAUGUUAGAUGGUUUAGAUGAAGAAGACAGCUUAGAAGAAGGUGGUCAAGCAACAGAGAAGAAAAGGCGUUUAUCUAUGCAUCAAGUUAAGGCUUUAGAGAAGAAUUUCGAUGUGGGAAACAAGUUAGAACCAGAGAGAAAAGUGAAGUUAGCUGAAGAAUUGGGGUUACAGCCAAGGCAAGUGGCUAUUUGGUUCCAAAACCGACGUGCUCGUUGGAAGACCAAGGUGUUGGAGAAAGAUUAUGCAAUGCUUAAAGCUAAUUAUGAUGCUCUUAAGCUUGAUCAUGACAAUCUUGAAAAAGAAAAACUGGGUCUAAUUGCAAAGCUGAGGGACUUGAAAUCAAAGUUGAAAGAAGAGUGUCCAAGCUUUUCAGUGAGGAACAAAGAGCAAGGUUGCUGUGAGAAUGAUGAUGAUGAUGAUUGUAAUGGGAUUGUUAAAGAAGAAAGCAAUGUGAUGAAUGGUUCGUCUUCAUCGUCGGAUUCAUCAAAUAAUCAUAAGUGGUUUAAACCAUUUGAGUCGAGAAUGGAUAUGGGGUAUACGUAUGAUGAGCCAGAAUUGGUGGAAUUGGAAGAACGAAGCAUGUUUAGUGCAGAGGAAUCUUGUGGUUUCUUCUCAGUUGAUCAAGCUCCAUCUCUUCAAUGGUACUUCACGGGGCAGUAAAAAAAACACUGCAUAAAGGGAUAAAAUAGCCUUAGAAGUUUUGUAAUUUAGGAAUAUUUAAGGUCUAUUCUUCUAUUGUUGUUGUUGUUUUUUCAAUUAUCAUAAUUAAAACUGAUUAUUGGGCGGAAUGUUACGCAUAAGGUUUCGAGUUUGA
Molecule: messenger RNA, 1026 nt
Organism: Gossypium raimondii (Peruvian cotton)
Lineage: Eukaryota; Viridiplantae; Streptophyta; Magnoliopsida; Malvales; Malvaceae
Product: homeobox-leucine zipper protein ATHB-6
Exons: 3
Coding region: 102-872 (256 amino acids)
Biological process (GO): positive regulation of DNA-templated transcription
Cellular component (GO): nucleus
Molecular function (GO): DNA-binding transcription factor activity, RNA polymerase II-specific; sequence-specific DNA binding
Source: RefSeq, a predicted model, not a curated record